Messenger RNA from Monosiga brevicollis MX1, 795 nucleotides. RefSeq lists its product as uncharacterized. The annotation marks the transcript as partial. Gene Ontology annotation, molecular function: hydrolase activity. Lineage: Eukaryota; Choanoflagellata; Craspedida; Salpingoecidae. The transcript is spliced from 3 exons. The record is from RefSeq and is a predicted model, not a curated record.
GCAACUGGUGCACGCUGUAUUGAUGGAUCGCCCCCGUUUUAUGCGCUCCGGCGCGCCAGUGCCGAGAUCAAUCGCACCAAGUGGUACUUUCACAUUGAGGGCGGCGGUUGGUGCGUCAGUGCCGAGGAUUGCGCUGCACGAGGUCUCACUCGACUAGGCUCAUCAGAUCGGCAAUACGGUACGAAGGCCCGUUACUGUGGCAGCCUGGCUGUCCCAGACUCGACGAUCAACCCGUUGAGUCACGACUGGAACUUUGCCUAUUUUCACUACUGCGAUGGUGGCAGUUGGACUGGUGACAAUAUCUCGACCACCGUCCAAGAUGGCCGAUCGCAAUACUUUAGAGGGUUUCGCAAUCUCAACGCUAUCCUCGGGGAUCUCCUCGAAUUUGAGGGUUUGAACAUGGCCACGGAGGUCAUCAUUGGCGGUGACUCCGCUGGCGGUUUGGCCACUUGGAUUCAUACGGACCACAUUCGACGACAGCUCCCGCCGACGACCAAGGUUGUGGGGCUCCCCGACUCGGGCUUUUUUCUUGACUACGGCCACUACCACGACGACUUGGCCUGGGUGUACCAUCAGAUGAACGCCACAGCUGGCCUCCACCAAGAUUGCGUGGCACACUACGCGCCCCUAGAUCAAACCUACAUGUGCAUAUUUGCGCCCUAUACCGCGCCUUUUUGCCAAACGCCCAUGUUUGCCUUGCAAGGACGCUUUGACUCUUAUCAGACCAGCGCCAUCCUGGGCUCGGACGAUCCCGCUCGAGUCAACCCUUAUGGCCUGAUGCUGCAGUCACAACUC